Molecule: messenger RNA, 31959 nt
Organism: Coregonus sp. 'balchen'
Lineage: Eukaryota; Metazoa; Chordata; Actinopteri; Salmoniformes; Salmonidae
Source: the annotation of a GenBank genome assembly
AUGAACCAAGAGCUGAACCAGGAAAUGAACCAAGCGCUGAACCAGGAAAUGAACCAAGCGCUGAACCAGGAAAUGAACCAAGCGCUGAACCAGGAAAUGAACCAAGCGCUGAACCAGGAAAUGAACCAAGCGCUGAACCAGGAAAUGAACCAGGUAAAUGAACCAGGAGGACCUACCUCAAUAGUAGUGUUGCAGUAUUUAGCACAGCCUUUAUUGUGCGUGGGGUUGAGAGGAGAUGUCUGAUAGUCACAGUCCUUCAUGUGACUUUGCUGUGGUACAGAAACACAACAAUAAGUACAGUAUCUUAUUAACAACAGAACAGGGUCGUUACCUUACAGGGUCAUUACCCUUACAGGGUCGUUACCUUACAGGGUCGUUACCUUACAGGGUCGUUACCUUACAGGGUCGCUACCUUACAGGGUCGUUACCUUACAGGGUCGUUACCUUACAGGGUCGUUACCUUACAGGGUCGCUACCUUACAGGGUCGUUACCUUACAGGGUCGUUACCUUACAGGGUCGUUACAGGGUCGUUACCUUACAGGGUCGUUACCUUACAGGGUCGCUACCUUACAGGGUCGCUACCUUACAGGGUCGUUACCUUACAGGGUCGUUACCUUACAGGGUCGUUACCUUACAGGGUCGUUAUCGUUACCAACAGGGUCGUUACCUUACAGGGUCGUUCCCUUACAGGGUCGUUACCUUACAGGGUCGUUACCUUACAGGGUCGCUACCUUACAGGGUCGUUACCUUACAGGGUCGUUCCCUUACAGGGUCGUUACCAACAGGGUCGUUACCUUACAGGGUCGUUACCUUACAGGGCCGUUAUCGUUACCAACAGGGUCGUUACCAACAGGGUCGUUACCUUACAGGGUCGUUACCUUACAGGGUCGUUACCUUACAGGGUCGCUACCUUACAGGGUCGUUACCUUACAGGGUCGUUACCUUACAGGGUCGUUACCUAACAGGGUCGUUACCUUACAGGGUCGUUACCUUACAGGGUCGCUACCUUACAGGGUCGUUAUCGUUACCUUACAGGGUCGCUACCUUAAAGGGUCGUUAUCGUUACCUUACAGGGUCGUUACCUUACAGGGUCGUUACCUUACAGGGUCGUUCCCUUACAGGGUCGUUACCUUACAGGGUCGUUACCUUACAGGGUCGUUACCAACAGGGUCGCUACCUUACAGGGUCGUUACCUUACAGGAUCGUUACCAACAGGGUCGCUACCUUACAGGGUCGUUACCUUACAGGGUCGUUACCAACAGGGUCGCUACCUUACAGGGUCGUUACCUUACAGGGUCGUUACCUUACAGGGUCGUUACCUUACAGGGUCGUUACCAACAGGGUCGUUACCUUACAGGGUCGUUACCAACAGGGUCAUUACCUUACAGGGUUGUUACCUUACAGGGUCAUUACCAACAGGGUCGUUACCUUACAGGGUCGUUACCUUACAGGGUCGUUACCUUACAGGGUCGCUACCUUACAGGGUCGCUACCUUACAGGGUCGCUACCUUACAGGGUCGUUACCUUACAGGGUCGUUACCUUACAGGGUCGUUACAGUGUCGUUACCUUACAGGGUCGCAACCAACAGAACCAAUAUAAAUAGUUGUAUCCUGUGCAUGCAUAGGACAUAUAAACGUUUGAUUUGAGUGUAGACAAAAUCAUUAGAAAUAUGUGUAAUUGUUUAUGAAGCUGGUCUUUUUGAAAGUAGUAUGAACUACUUAAUAAUACAGGCCAUGGGAUGAAUAGAGACAUGGACACACAUUCCAAAAGAUGUAGCAGAAGCUAAAUAUAUUUUCACUGCAUCAGGGAUAGCAGGCACAGACAUUUAACAGCCAGCCACCUUCAUGAGAGGAAUAGAAAACAUUGCUGUGAAUAUUUUACCAGUUCUACGCUUCCCUCGGGGCAGUGGGACUCAUAGAGGUAGCUGCACCUCACGCACGGGCCCUGGAGAACACACACAACCACAUCACACAGCCAUUUCCAAUAGAAUAGAACAGAAUCAAAUAGAACAGAACGUUUCCACCUACCACGAUGAUUUUGCUCUCUGUGACAUCACAUCUCUUAGGCAGGAUGGGGACGAUCGAGGGCGGGACUAGAACCCCGUCGAUCAUAUGGAUGACACCAUUGGAUGCCAUAAUAUUAGUACUCUGAAGAGGUUUCCCGCCCAGCAGCACCUGCCCCUGUCAGACACAGAGUCAUACCAAUGGAGACGUCCUUAAAAGGGGAAGUUCAGAAUUUUAAAACUAAAAUGUUAGAUGGUCACUCACCCUGAAAGGGGUCUAUGCAUCUAGCAUUAAGUUAUAAAAUAGUGACCCUCGCCUUUAACAAAUUCCAAUUGAAUUACUGCAAUGGUUUAUAAAUAAAUAGAGAAAAUGACAAUUCAAGUAAACAGUCCAGUAUAGAACACUGAGUCAUGAUCAAUUUGAUAAACUGAUCCUUUAGAUCAACCGAUCCUUUAGAUCAACCGAUCCUUUAGAUCAACCGAUCCUUUAGAUUCAAAACUGUUUUACAGAAAAGACCCAGGGUGUGUCCCAAUCGGCGCUCUAUUUCUUAUACAGUGAGGGAAAAAAGUAUUUGAUCCCCUGCUGAUUUUGUACGUUUGCCCACUGACAAAGACAUGAUCAGUCUACAAUUUUAAUGGUGUUUUAAGGAACACCUGGGAUAGGAUAAAGUAAUCCUUCUAACCCCCCACUUACCCCACCCCACCCCCCCAAAAAAUAAAUAAAAAUAAUAAAAAUAAUAAUAAUAAUAAUUGUAAAGUGGUUGUCCCACUGGCUAUAAGGUGAAUGCACCAAUUUGUAAGUCGCUCUGGAUAAGAGUGUCUGCUAAAUGACGUAAAAUGUUAAAAUGUAAACAGUGAGAGACAGAAUAACAACAAAAAAAUCCAGAAAAACGCAUGUCAAAAAUGUUAUAAAUUGAUUUGCAUUUUAAUGAGGGAAAUAAGUAUUUGACCCCUCUGCAAAACAUUACUUAGUACUUGGUGGCAAAACCCUUGUUGGCAAUCACAGAGGUCAGAUGUUUCUUGUAGUUGGCCACCAGGUUUGCACACAUCUCAGGAGGGAUUUUGUUCCACUCCUCUUUGCAGAUCUUCUCCAAGUCAUUAAGGUUUCGAGGCUGACUUUUGGCAACUCGAACCCUGAGCUCCCUCCACAGAUUUUCUAUGGGAUUAAGGUCUGGAGACUGGCUAGGCCACUCCAGGACCUUAAUGUGCCUCUUCUUGAGCCACUCCUUUGUUGCCUUGGCCAUGUGUUUUGGGUCAUUGUCAUGCUGGAAUACCCAUCCACGACCAAUUUUCAAUGCCCUGGCUGAGGGAAGAAGGUUCUCACCCAAGAUUUGACGGUACAUGGCCCCAUCCAUCGUCCCUUUGAUGCGGUGAAGUUGUCCUGUCCCCUUAGCAGAAAAACACCCCCAAAGCAUAAUGUUUCCACCUCCAUGUUUGACGGUGGGGAUGGUAUUCUUAGGGUCAUAGGCAGCAUUCCUCCUCCUCCAAACACGGCGAGUUGAGUUGAUGCCAAAGAGCUCGAUUUUGGUCUCAUCUGACCACAACACUUUCACCCAGUUCUCCUCUGAAUCAUUCAGAUGUUCAUUGGCAAACUUCAGACGGGCCUGUAUAUGUGCUUUCUUGAGCAGAGGGACCUUGCGGGCGCUGCAGGAUUUCAGUCCUUCACGGCGUAGUGUGUUACCAAUUGUUUUCUUGGUGACUAUGGUCCCAGCUGCCUUGAGAUCAUUGACAAGAUCCUCCCGUGUAGUUCUGGGCUAAUUCCUCACCGUUCUCAUGAUCAUUGCAACUCCACGAGGUGAGAUCUUGCAUGGAGCCCUAGGCCGAGGGAGAUUGACAGUACUUUUGUGUUUCUUCCAUUUGUGAAUAAUCGCACCAACUGUUGUCACCUUCUCACCAAGCUGCUUGGCGAUGGUCUUGUAGCCCAUUCCAGCCUUGUGUAGGUCUACAAUCUUGUCCCUGACAUCCUUGGAGAGCUCUUUGGUCGUGGCCAUGGUGGAGAGUUUGGAAUCUGAUUGAUUGAUUGCUUCUGUGGACAGGUGUCUUUUAUACAGGUAACAAACUGAGAUUAGGAGCACUCCCUUUAAGAGUGUGCUCCUAAUCUCAGCUCGUUACCUGUAUAAAAGACACAUGGGAGCCAGAAAUCUUUCUGAUUGAGAGGGGGUCAAAUACUUAUUUCCCUCAUUAAAAUGCAAAUCAAUUUCUAACAUUUUUGACAUGCGUUUUCUGGAUUUUUUUGUUGUUAUUCUGUCUCUCACUGUUCAAAUACUAUAGACUGAUCAUUUCUUUGUCAGUGGGCAAAUGUAUAAAAUCAGCAGGGGAUCAAAUACUUUUUUCCCUCACUGCAGUGCACUACUUUUGACCAGGGCCCUGUGGGGAAUAGGGUUUAGGGUGUCAUUUGGGAAGCGGCCCCAGUCAGUAAUAACCCAACUUACAUCGUUGGUGAGGUUGACCAGUAGGAUCUGAUUGGCCAUGGUCUGAAUCAGCCCCAUGCUUGCCAGCUGGUCCACGGUCAACUACAGAGAUAGAAUAAAGAAUUAAUAGCUGUGCUCCACUCGGUAAUUCCUAAUCAAAAGUCUUUAGGUGCAGGGUUCCAAAGGCAGAUAAACUGGGAAACUAAACCAGCGCUCACUGUAGCAGGAUGUAGCAGUGUUUAGGAUGUCAUGGUGUUUAGCAGUAGCAGAGAGUUUUUUAAACUGACACGUUUCGGCGACAAGCAUUAGAGUUUGAAACAUGUCUGUUUGAGUGAAGCCCAUUUAAAAAAGGAACUCAGCAAGAUGACCUCGUCAACAACCACAACAACAUCAUUCGCUUUUGUACAAUUUUGUACAGUGGUUUUCUACGUCGGAGACCGGGGUUCGAUCCCACCUAUAACAUAAGCCCUUGUAACAUGUUGUAAAGUGGUUUUCCACGCUGGAGACCGGGGUUCAGAUCCCACCUGUAACAUGUUGUAAAGUGGUUUUCCACGCCGGAGACCAUGUUUCAGAUCCCACCUGUAACAUACAGUGCCUUGCAAAAGUACUCAUCCCCCUUGGCGUUUUUCCUAUUUUUGGAUUUCAUGUAAUGUACAUACACAAAAUAGUCCAAAUUGGUGAAGUGAAAUGAAAAAAAUAACUUGUUUACAUUUUUUAUAAAAAAUAAAUAAUGGAAAAGUGGUGCGUGCAUAUGUAUUCACCCACUUUGCUAUGAAGCCCCUAAAUAAGAUCUGGUGCAACCAAUUACCUUCAGAAGUCACAUAAUUAGUUAAAGUCCACCUGUGUGCAAUCUAAGUGUUACAUGAUCUGUCACAUGAUCUCAGUAUAUAUACACCUGUUCUGAAAGGCCCCAGAGUCUGCAACACCACUAAGCAAGCGGCACCAUGAAGACCAAGGAGCUCUCCAAACAGGUCAGGGACAAAGUUGUGGAGAAGUACAGAUCAGGGUUGGGUUAUAAAAAGAGAUCAGAAACUUUGAACAUCCCACAGAGCACCAUUAAAUCCAUUAUUAAAAAAUUGAAAGAAUAUGGCACCACAGCAAACCUGCCAAGAGAGGGCUGCCCACCAAAACUCAUGGACCAGGCAAGGAGGGCAUUAAUCAGAGAGGCAACAAAGACACCAAAGAUAACCCUGAAGGAGCUGCAAAGCUCCACAGCGGAGAUUGGAGUAUCUGUCCAUAGGACCAUUUUAAGCCGUACACUCCACAGAGCUGGGCUUUACAGAAGAGUGGCCAGAAAAAAGCCAUUGCUGAAAUAAAAAAAUAAGCAAACACGUUUGGUGUUCGCCAGAAGGCAUGUGGGAGACUCCCCAAACAUAUGGAAGAAGGUAAUCUGUUCAGAUGAGACUAAAAUUGAGCUUUUUGGCCAUCAAGGAAAACGCUAUGUCUGGUACAAACCCAACACCUCUCAUCACCCCGAGAACACCAUCCUCACAGUGAAGCAUGGUGGUGGCAGCAUCAUGCUGUGGGGAUGUUUUUCCAUCGGCAGGGACUGGGAAACUGGUCAGAAUUGAAAGAAUGUUGGAUGGCGCUAAAUACAGGGAAAUUCUUGAGGGAAACCUGUUUCAGUCUUCCAGAGAUUUGAGACUGGGACGGAGGUUCAGCUUCCAGCAGGACAAUGACCCUAAGCAGUGGCGGCUCCUGAAAAAAUUCUCAGGAGGGGCAAUUUUUCUGAUGAUUUAGGUGACCUACACACAUUUUAAAAAAGAUAUGUCCAGCAACAACAUGAAGACAGGUGCAGCAUAUAAGUCAAUACCAGAAGCAUUUAUUGACUGAUCUGGGGAGAUGGAUUCCAGUUUCUGUGACAGAUUAUAAAUAAUCUCUGAUGCCUUUGUUAUAUUAGCUUUUGGUUGAAUGUACUGUCGUAGUAAAUAUAUAAUGUUAUAGCUUGGUCUGACUAAAAUCUUGUGCAUGACCCAUUUUGUGUUGGGCGUUUGUUUUCAAUCAAUGCUGUUCCUAUCCUAUAACAAUGGACAAAAGAGUCCUAUCUUGUCAGCCUUGUCAGCAGGUGGCCAAGGACAACACCCACGCCAUAGGUCUCUCAGUUCUUCCAACUCACGAGUUCUUGCUCUGAGGACACACACACACACACACACACACACACAUCAUCACUGAUAACACACACACACACACACACAUCAUCACUGCUAAACACACACACACACACACACAAAAAUCCCCUCUCUUUAGGCUGAACAUUUGAAGACAGAGAACCCGACUCAGAGCCAAUGCAACAGUGGAGGGGACCUCGCCCAACUCAUCAGGACCAAUCAGAAGAUCAGAACUACUAGAUUCAACCUACAUCAUUUAUUGUAUAAAAUGUCUGCACACAAUGUUUUCGGGGCUCUCUUCAGAUAGCUCCCUAAGAGUUUGACGAACGAGUCCGUGCACGCGAUUCCAGAUAUCUUUACCUCUGAAUAAACUGCCUUUAUUAUACCAUAUCCACCCUGUCCAAAGUCUCUACUUGGUCUCAGUUCUCCAGUAAACUUGUGAUUAUCAACAGUACACAACGGUAACAAACAAUUGGGGGAACUCACGGGGCAGAUAGUAAGGUCGCAGUGACACAGAAAGCAGUUCAAUGUCGCGGGUACAGAGUCGCUCUCUUACCAGGAUCGAUUUUCCCUGUGACUGUGUCAGAUCGCGGUCCGCUCUGACCAGGGUGAAGCCGGCCGGCUCCACUUCUCUGUCCGGGACUCUGUCAUCCAGCCAAGUCUCCCAGCUGUAUUGGAUUCCGCUGCCAGCAGCGUUUUCAUUAUUUAGUCCGUUCGUAGCGGGUAUGUACACGAUCAACAAGAUCAGUCCAAAACCCACCACGGGAAAUCCAUGGUUGGCAGAAUGUUUGUAAACUAAGUGUACAAAUUAAAAACAUAAAAUAACGCCACUAAGUGUACAAAAUAAAAACAUAAGAUAACGCCACACUGCAGGUCGCAACAGAGACGCUGCUAGCCGCUAUUUUCUUAGUUACGUUCAUGGUUACGUCACGUAUUUCGAAAGCGCGUAAGUGCAAGCCCACAGACACCCAUAGAGAUUGUAUUGAAAGCUUUGAAAUUUGAAAAAAAUAUAUUUUACAUGACAGGCUAUGAGAGACUUCUGGGCGAUUUGAAGCACGACUUUAGCCUGAUUUGACAUUUAGUGGCAGUCAGAUCAGAUUAGAACACUGAUAACUACUGUUGCCGUGAUAUAAUUGAUUAGAAAAAAAAUCCCUUCCUUUUCCCGUUUGGCAGUGCGUCGCCCAUAUCGCCCUAUUGAACAGGCCGUCCCUGACCCUAAGCAUACUGCUAAAGCAACACUCGAGUGGUUUAAGGGGAAACAUUUAAAUGUCUUGGAAUGGCCUAGUCAAAGCCCAGACCUCAAUCCAAUUGAGAAUCUGUGGUAUGACUUAAAGAUUGCUGUACACUAGUGGAACCCAUCCAAAUCGAAGGAGCUGGAGAAGUUUUGUCUUGAAGAAUGGGCAAAAAUCCCAGUGGCUAGAUGUGCCAAGCUUAUAGAGACAUAUCCCAAGAGACUUGCAGCUGUAAUUGCUACAAAAGGUGGCUCUACAAAGUAUUGACUUUGGGAGGGUGAAUAGUUAUGCACGCUCAAGUAUUCUGUUUUUUUGUCUUAUUUCUUGUUUGUUUCACAAGACAAAUUUUUUUGCAUCUUCAAAGUGGUAGGCAUGUUGUGUAAAUCAAAUGAUACAAACCCCCCAAAAAAUCUAAUUUUAAUUCCAGGUUGUAAGGCAACAAAAUAGGAAAAAUGCCAAGGGGGGUGAAUACUUUCGCAAGCCACUGUAAGCUCUUGUAACGUGUUGUAAAGGUGCUAACCACAGCCUGGCAGUACAGAAGGUGCAGUACAGAAGGUGCAGUACAGAAGGUGCAGUACAGAAGGUGCAGUACAGAAGGUGCAGUACAGAAGGUGCAGUACAGAAGGUGCAGUACAGAAGGUGCAGUACAGAAGGUGCAGUACAGAAGGUGCAGUACAGAAGGUGCAGUACAGAAGGUGCAGUACAGAAGGUGCUGUACAGAAGAUGCUUACCGCAGCCUGUGUGUAGAUAUGCUGUUUCAGCAGCUCUUGAAGCUUGCUCUGGGCCUUCAGUGGGAGAGAAGAGAGUUCUAUAUUGAACAGUUUUGCAAUUAUCUUUUACACUGGGAAUACUGUACGGUCAAGGAUUCUCUAGCAUUCACAUCACUGCCAUUUCCCUUUACAAACUAUUUCUGAAUUACAUUAAACUGCUUUUAAAUGACACCAUAUUGCCUUUAUAUUGUACAACUUUUGAAAAUAAUAACAUCUAUAGUAAAUGAUACAGCAUCUAUAGUAAAUGAUACAGCAUCUAUAGUAAAUGAUACAGCAUCUGUAGUAAAUGAUAUAGCAUCUAUAGUAAAUGAUACAGCAUCUAUAGUAAAUGAUACAGCAUCUAUAGUAAAUGAUACAGCAUCUAUAGUAAAUGAUACAGCAUCUAUAGUAAAUGAUACAGCAUCUGUAGUAAAUGAUACAGCAUCUAUAGUAAAUGAUACAGCAUCUGUAGUAAAUUUACAUUUACAUUACAUUUUAGUCAUUUAGCAGACGCUCUUAUCCAGAGCGACUUACAGGAGCAAUUAGGGUUAAGUGCCUUGCUCAAGGGCACAUUUACGUCAUUUAGCAGACGCUCUUAUCCAGAGCGACUACAAAUUGGUGCAUUCACCCUAUAGCCAGUGGGAUAACCACUUUACAAUUAUACUUUCUUUUUUUUUUUGGGGGGGGGGGGGGAAGAAUGAUUACUUUAUCCUAUCCCAGGUGUUCCUUAAAGAGGAACAUGAUAAAUGAUAAAGAGGUAAAUGAUACAGCAUCUAUAAUAGAUGAUACAGCAUCUAUAGUAAAUGAUACAGCAUCUAUAGUAGAUGAUACAGCAUCUAUAAUAGAUGAUACAGCAUCUAUAGUAAAUGAUAUAGCCUCUAUAGUAAAUGAUACAGCAUCUAUAGUAGAUGAUACAGCAUCUAUAGUAAAUGAUACAGCAUCUAUAGUAAAUGAUACAGCAUCUAUAGUAAAUGAUAUAGCAUCUAUAGUAAAUGAUAUAGCAUCUAUAGUAAAUGAUAUAGCAUCUAUAGUAAAUGAUACAGCAUCUAUAGUAAAUGAUAUAGCAUCUAUAGUAAAUGAUACAGCAUCUAUAUUAGUAGUAAAUGAUACAGCAUCUAUAGUAAAUGAUAUAGCAUCUAUAGUAAAUGAUACAGCAUCUAUAUUAGUAGUAAAUGAUACAGCAUCUAUAGUAAAUGAUAUAGCAUCUAUAGUAAAUGAUAUAGCAUCUAUAGUAAAUGAUACAGCAUCUAUAGUAAAUGAUACAGCAUCUAUAGUAAAUGAUAUAGCAUCUAUAUUAGUAGUAAAUGAUACAGCAUCUAUAGUAAAUGAUAUAGCAUCUAUAUUAGUAGUAAAUGAUACAGCAUCUAUAGUAAAUGAUAUAGCAUCUAUAUUAGUAGUAAAUGAUACAGCAUCUAUAGUAGAUGAUACAGCAUCUAUAGUAAAUGAUACAGCAUCUAUAGUAAAUGAUACAGCAUCUAUAGUAGAUGAUAUAGCAUCUAUAUUAGUAGUAAAUGAUACAGCAUCUAUAAUAGAUGAUACAGCAUCUAUAGUAAAUGAUAUAGCAUCUAUAUUAGUAGUAAAUGAUACAGCAUCUAUAGUAAAUGAUAUAGCAUCUAUAUUAGUAGUAAAUUAUACAGCAUCUAUAGUAGAUGAUACAGCAUCUAUAGUAAAUGAUACAGCAUCUAUAGUAAAUGAUACAGCAUCUAUAGUAAAUGAUACAGCAUCUAUAGUAAAUGAUACAGCAUCUAUAGUAAAUGAUACAGCAUCUAUAAUAGAUGAUACAGCAUCUAUAGUAAAUGAUAGAGCAUCUAUAGUAAAUGAUACAGCAUCUAUAGUAAAUGAUAGAGCAUCUAUAGUAAAUGAUACAGCAUCUAUAGUAAAUGAUACAGCAUCUAUAGUAAAUGAUACAGCAUCUAUAGUAAAUGAUACAGCAUCUAUAUUAGUAGUAAAUUAUACAGCAUCUAUAAUAGAUGAUACAGCAUCUAUAGUAAAUGAUAUAGCCUCUAUAGUAAAUGAUACAGCAUCUAUAGUAAAUGAUACAGCAUCUAUAGUAAAUGAUAUAGCAUAUAUAUCAACAUAUACAGUGCAUUCGGAAAGUAUUCAGACCCCUUGACUUUUCCCACAUUUUGUUACGUUACAGCCUUAUUCUAAAAUGAAUUAAAUAGUUUCCCCCCUCAUCAAGCUACACACAAUACCCCAUAAUGACAAAGCAAAAACAGGUUUGAACAAAUUUUGGAAAAUGUAUAUAUAAAAAAAAUGAAAUAUCACAUUUACAUAAGUAUUCACGUUCAAGUCCGGGCUCUGGCUGGGCCACUCAAGGACAUUCAGAGACUUGUCCCGAAGCCAUUCCUGAGUUGUAUUGGCUGUGUGCUUAGUGUCGUUGUCCUGUUGGAAGGUGAACCUUCGGCCCAGUCUGAGGUCCUAAGCACUCUGGAGCAGGUUUUCGUCAAGGAUCUCUCUGUACUUUGCUCCGUUCAUCUUUCCCUCGAUCCUGACUAGUCUCCCAGACCCUGUCGCUGAAAAACAUCCCCACAGCAUGAUGCUGCCACCACCAUGCUUCACCGUAGGGAUGGUGCCAGGUUUCCUCCAGACGUGACAGGAUGCACCAGAGCUCAAUUUCGAGUCUCAUAGCAAAGGGUCUGAAUACUUAUGUAAGUAAGGUAUUUCUGUUGUUUAUUUUUUAUAAAUUUGCAAAUAUUUCUAAAAACCUGUUUUCACUUUGUCAUUUUGGGGUAUUGUGUGUAGAUUGAUGAGGGAAAAAUAAUUUAAUAAAUUUUAGAAUAAGGCCGUAACAUAAUAACAUUUGGAAAAAGGUAAGGGUUCUGAAUACUUUCCGAAUGAACUGUACAGUAGUACACGGUAGUACUCACGUACAGCAUACAUGUAUAUACUAUAGUAUUAGUACUCACGUACAGCAUACAUGUAUAUACUAUAGUAUUAGUACUCAUAUACAGCAUACAUGUAUAUACUAUAGUAUUAGUACUCACGUACAGCAUACAGUGGGGAAAAAAGUAUUUAGUCAGCCACCAAUUGUGCAAGUUCUCCCACUUAAAAAGAUGAGCGAGGCCUGUGAUUUUCAUCAUAGGUACACGUCAACUAUGACAGACAAAUUGAGAAUAUUUUUUCCAGAAAAUCACAUUGUAGGAUCUUUAAGGAAUUUAUUUGCAAAUUAUGGUGGAAAAUAAGUAUUUGGUCACCUACAAACAAGCAAGAUUUCUGGCUCUCACAGACCUGUAACUUCUUCUUUAGGAGGCUCCUCUGUCCUCCACUCGUUACCUGUAUUAAUGGCACCUGUUUGAACUUGUUAUCAGUAUAAAAGACACCUGUCCACAACCUCAAACAGUCAAACUUCAAACUCCACUAUGGCCAAGACCAAAGAGCUGCCAAAGGACACCAGAAACAAAAUUGUAGACCUGCACCAGGCUGGGAAGACUGAAUCUGCAAUAGGUAAGCAGCUUGGUUUGAAGAAAUCAACUGUGGGAGCAAUUAUUAGGAAAUGGAAGACAUACAAGACCACUGAUAAUCUCCCUCGAUCUGGGGCUCCACGCAAGAUCUCACCCCGUAGGGUCAAAAUGAUCACAAGAACAGUGAGCAAAAAUCCCAGAACCACACGGGGGGACCUAGGGAAUGACCUGCAGAGAGCUGGGACCAAAGUAACAAAGCCUACCAUCAGUAACACACUACGCCGCCAGGGACUCAAACCCUGCAGUGCCAGACGUGUCCCCCUGCUUAAGCCAGUACAUGUCCAGGCCCGUCUGAAGUUUGCUAGAGUGCAUUUGGAUGAUCCAGAAGAGGAUUGGGAGAAUGUCAUAUGGUCAGAUGAAACCAAAAUAUAACUUUUUGGUAAAAACUCAACUCGUCGUAUUUGGAGGACAAAGAAUGCUGAGUUGCAUCCAAAGAACACCAUACAUACCUACUGUGAAGCAUGGGGGUGGAAACAUCAUGCUUUGGGGCUGUUUUUCUGCAAAGGGACCAGGACGGCUGAUCCAUGUAAAGGAAAGAAUGAAUGGGGCCAUGUAUCGUGAGAUUUUGAGUGAAAACCUCCUUCCAUCAGCAAGGGCAUUGAAGAUGAAACGUGGCUGGGUCUUUCAGCAUGACAAUGAUCCCAAACACACCGCCCGGGCAACGAAGGAGUGGCUUCGUAAGAAGCAUUUCAAGGUCCUGGAGUGGCCUAGCCAGUCUCCAGAUCUCAACCCCAUAGAAAAUCUUUGGAGGGAGUUGAAAGUUCGUUUUGCCCAGUGACAGCCCCAAAACAUCACUGCUCUAGAGGAGAUCUGCAUGGAGGAAUGGGCCAAAAUACCAGCAACAGUGUGUGAAAACCUUGUGAAGACUUACAGAAAACGUUUGACCAGUGUCAUUGCCAACAACGGGUAUAUAACAAAGUAUUGAAAAACUUUUGUUAUUGACCAAAUACUUAUUUUCCACCAUAAUUUGCAAAUAAAUUCAUAAAAAAUCCUACAAUGUGAUUUUCUGGAUUUUUUCCCUCAUUUUGUCUGUCAUAGUUGACGUGUACCUAUGAUGAAAAUUACAGGCCUCUCUCAUCUUUUUAAGUGGGAGAACUUGCACAAUUGGUGGCUGACUAAAUACUUUUUUCCCCACUGUACAUGUAUUUACUAUAGUAUUAGUACUCACGUACAGCAUACAUGUAUAUAGUAUAGUAUUAGUACUCACGUACAGCAUACAUGUAUAUACUAUAGUAUUAGUACUCACGUACAGCAUAUAAUAUAAUAAUAAUAAUAAUAUGCCAUUUAGCAGACGCUUUUAUCCAAAGCGACUUACAGUCGUGCGUGCAUACAUUUUUGUGUAUGGGUGGUCCCGGGGAUCGAACCCACUACCUUGGCGUUACAAGCGCCGUGCUCUACCAGCUGAGCUACAGAGUACCAGCAUACAUGUAUAUAGUAUAGUAUUUGUACUCACGUACAGCAUAUAUGUAUAUAGUAUAGUUUUAGUACUCACGUACAGCAUACAUGUAUAUAGUAUAGUAUUAGUACUCACGUACAGCAUACAUAUAUAUAUACUAUAGUAUUAGUACUCACGUACAGCAUACAUGUAUAUAGUAUAGUAUUAGUACUCACGUACAGCAUACAUGUAUAUAGUAUAGUAUUAGUACUCACGUACAGCAUACAUGUAUAUAGUAUAGUAUUAGUACUCACGUGGUACAGCAUAUAUAUCAGCCUGCCGUCUCUGAACUUGUCCACAGCAUCGUUGGUCGGGACGAACACAGUGAGAGGACCAGGACCUCUCAGAGGCAGAGUAGUCCCACAGUUCUGACAGAGAAAAAGGAGUAAGACAGACGUACAGACAGACAGACGUACAGACAGGCGGACAGACAGACAGGGGGACAGACAGGCGUACAGACAGACAGGGGGACAGACAGGCGUACAGACAGACAGGGGGACAGACAGGUGGACAGACAGACAGGGGGACAGACAGGCGUACAGACAGACAGGGGGACAGACAGGCGGACAGACAGACAGGGGGACAGACAGGCGGACAGACAGGCGGACAGACAGACAGGGGGAUAGACAGGCGGACAGACAGACAGGGGGAUAGACAGACAGGCGGACAGACAGGCGGACAGACAGGCGGACAGACAGACAGGGGGACAGACAGGCGUACAGACAGACAGGGGGACAGACAGGCGUACAGACAGACAGGGGGACAGACAGGUGGACAGACAGACAGGGGGACAGACAGGCGGACAGACAGGCGGACAGACAGACAGGGGGAUAGACAGGCGGACAGACAGGCGGACAGACAGACAGGGGGAUAGACAGACAGGCGGACAGACAGACAGGCGGACAGACAGACAGGGGGAUAGACAGACAGGCGGACAGACAGACAGACAGGCGGACAGGCGGACAGACAGGCGGACAGACAGACAGGGGGACAGACAGACAGGCGGACAGACAGACAGACAGACGUACAGACAAACGGACAGGCGGACAGACAGACAGGGGGACAGACAGACGUACAGACAGGCGGACAGACAGACAGACAGACGUACAGACAGGCGGACAGAGACAGACAGACAGACAGACAGACAGACAGAGAGACAGACGGACAGACAGGCGGACAGGCGGACAGACAGGCGGACAGGCGGACAGACAGGCGGACAGACAGACAGGGGGACAGACAGACAGGCGGACAGACAGACAGAGAGACAGACAGACGUACAGACAGGCGGACAGACAGGCGGACAUACAGACAGGAAAUGUGUCUUGGAUAUUCGAUGAUCAAGUCAUGCAUUAUCAUUAGUGCUCUCUACAAGGUUAAAAUCUGUGGUUCUGCCCCUGAGCAAGGCAGUUAACCCACUGUUCCCCGGGCGCCGAAGACGUGGAUGGCGAUUAAGGCAGCCCCUCGUACCUCUCUGAUUCAGAGGGGUGGGGUUAAAUGCGGAAGACACAUUACAGUUUAAUGCGUUCAGUUGUACAACUGACUAGGUAUCCCCCUUCCCCUUUCUCUGUAACCUAGCAGCAGAAUGCUUUAAGAAGCGUUAUGCCAGAAUGGUCCAAUAAGAAGGAAUCAGAAGGAACACUACCAGGGCCUGUAUUCAUAGUAGGAGUACUGUUCUAGGAUCAGUUUAGCUUUUUAGAUCAUAACUAAUAAUAUUACAUGGACAUGGAGGGACCCGAUCCCAGAUCAGCACUCCUCCUACUCUGAGAGUCUUUGUGAGUAUGAACCCUGAAACAAAACAUCUAGUGAAACACCAUUAGAGGCCACUCACGUCCACCAGCGACAGGAAGCGGUUGUAUUUCCCAUCCCUGGUGAGGAUCUCCCCGAUGGUCUUAUCAGCAAACUUCAAGUGAGAGAAUGAUUAGUCAGUAUCAUCGAAAGAGUUCGAUAAGAGGGAACAUCCUUGUAUCGUUGCCAUAAUGGCUCCUGUGACAGAAUAGGCAGCGCCUCUGAGGGCUAUCUCCAUUUUAAAGUAGUUCAUUUCUUCUUCUACUACUUCUGUGAGUUUAUUGACAGUCUAAACAAACUGAGAGGUUGCAUACUGCCCCCUGGAGGGUGUUGUCUGAACAGGUAUAAACCCAAGGUUGGUGAUUUACUGCCCCCUGGAGGGUGUUGUCUGAACAGGUAUAAACCCAAGGUUGGUGAUUUACUGCCCCCUGGAGGGUGUUGUCUGAACAGGUAUAAACCCAAGGUUGGUGAUUUACUGCCCCCUGGAGGGUGUUGUCUGAACUGGUAUAAAGCCAAGGUUGGUGAUAUACUGCCCCCUGGAGGGUGUUGUCUGAACAGGUAUAAACCCAAGGUUGGUGAUUUACUGCCCCCUGGAGGGUGUUGUCUGAACUGGUAUAAAGACAAGGUUGGUGAUUUACUGCCCCCUGGAGGGUGUUGUCUGAACAGGUAUAAAGCCAAGGUUGGUGAUUUACUGCCCCCUGGAGGGUGUUGUCUGAACAGGUAUAAAGCCAAGGUUGGUGAUUUACUGCCCCCUGGAGGGUGUUGUCUGAACAGGUAUAAAGCCAAGGUUGGUGAUUUACUGCCACCUGCAGUUAUGGAAUGUUUUGUCAUGAGCAUAAUGCAUUGACUGAUCCCUCCUGAUGACCUUGAUAUAAUUAUGUGAUCCUUCCUUAACCCAUAGGAAGUCCCAGCCAGUUGACUACUUCAAAAUGGUGAUUGCACCGUUUUGUGAAAAGUGAGCCCUCUAUGCAACUCUAUGGUAUCAUCCAAUCACAAGUGGUAGCAAUAGUAUAAUGUUAAGGUCGUUUCUUCAUCCUGGUCCUUUGGGUCCCAAAGGGGUGCACAUUUUAGUUUUUGCCCCACAGCACUACACAGCUGAUUACACUAAUAAAAGCCUUAAUGAUGAGUUUAUUAUUUAAAUCAGGUGUUUAGUGCUGUGGGCAAAAACUAAAAUGUGCCCCCCAGGACCAGGAUUUAAAAACACUGUGUGAAGGAAAACCAGCAGUACUGCGGACCUCUGGGCUUUUCUAUUCAUUAUAAUUCUAUGGUAACACCUGCUCAUCCUUUGGGCUGUCAGAGAGGAUGUUCCUGGGAAUGAUUGGCUGGUCGAUGAUAUGGAUAACUCCAUUGGCUGCUGGGAUGUCCUGCUGGAUGACUGAGUAGAGAGUCUCAGGAGACUUCAUCAAUAUGAAUUGCUGUCAAACACAAAACACAUUUGGGGUUGGACCACCACAUGUAAACUGCGUUCCAAAUGGCACCAUAUUCCCUAUAUACUAGUUCACUACUUUUGACUAGAGCUCUGGUCAAAAGUAGUGCACUAUAUAGGGAAUGGGGUGCCAUUCUCUGGUCUAACGUAGUGCACUAUAUAGGGAAUAGGGUGCCAUUCUCUGGUCUAAAGUAGUGCACUAUAUAGGGAAUAGGGUGCCAUUCUCUGGUCUAAAGUAGUGCACUAUAUAGGGAAUAGGGUGCCAUUCUCUGGUCUAAAGUAGUGCACUAUAUAGGGAAUAGGGUGCCAUUCUCUGGUCUAAAGUAGUGCACUAUAUAGGGAAUAGGGUGCCAUUCUCUGGUCUAAAGUAGUGCACUAUAUAGGGAAUAGGGUGCCAUUCUCUGGUCUAAAGUAGUGCACUACAUAGGGAAUAGGGUGCCAUUCUCUGGUCUAAAGUAGUGCACUAUAUAGGGAAUAGGGUGCCAUUCUCUGGUCUAAAGUAGUGCACUACAUAGGGAAUAGGGUGCCAUUCUCUGGUCUAAAGUAGUGCACUAUAUAGGGAAUAGGGUGCCAUUCUCUGGUCUAAAGUAGUGCACUAUAUAGGGAAUAGGGUGCCAUUCUCUGGUCUAAAGUAGUGCACUAUAUAGGGAAUGGGGUGCCAUUCUCUGGUCUAAAGUAGUGCACUACAUAGGGAAUAGGGUGCCAUUCUCUGGUCUAAAGAAGUGCACUAUAUAGGGAAUAGGGUGCCAUUCUCUGGUCUAAAGUAGUGCACUAUAUAGGGAAUAGGGUGCCAUUCUCUGGUCUAAAGUAGUGCACUAUAUAGGGAAUAGGGUGCCAUUCUCUGGUCUAAAGUAGUGCACUAUAUAGGGAAUAGGGUGCCAUUCUCUGGUCUAAAGUAGUGCACUAUAUAGGGAAUAGGGUGCCAUUCUCUGGUCUAAAGUAGUGCACUAUAUAGGGAAUAGGGUGCCAUUCUCUGGUCUAAAGUAGUGCACUACAUAGGGAAUAGGGUGCCAUUCUCUGGUCUAAAGUAGUGCACUAUAUAGGGAAUAGGGUGCCAUUCUCUGGUCUAAAGUAGUGCACUAUAUAGGGAAUAGGGUGCCAUUCUCUGGUCUAAAGUAGUGCACUAUAUAGGGAAUAGGGUGCCAUUCUCUGGUCUAAAGUAGUGCACUAUAUAGGGAAUAGGGUGCCAUUCUCUGGUCUAAAGUAGUGCACUAUAUAGGGAAUAGGGUGCCAUUCUCUGGUCUAAAGUAGUGCACUAUAUAGGGAAUAGGGUGCCAUUCUCUGGUCUAAAAUAGUGCACUAUAUAGGGAAUAGCGUGCCAUUCUCUGGUCUAAAGUAGUGCACUAUAUAGGGAAUAGGGUGCCAUUCUCUGGUCUAAAGUAGUGCACUAUAUAGGGAAUAGGGUGCCAUUCUCUGGUCUAAAGUAGUGCACUACAUAGGGAAUAGGGUGCCAUUCUCUGGUCUAAAGUAGUGCACUAUAUAGGGAAUAGGGUGCCAUUCUCUGGUCUAAAGUAGUGCACUAUAUAGGGAAUAGGGUGCCAUUCUCUGGUCUAAAGUAGUGCACUAUAUAGGGAAUAGGGUGCCAUUCUCUGGUCUAAAGUAGUGCACUAUAUAGGGAAUAGGGUUGCCAUUCUCUGGUCUAAAGUAGUGCACUAUAUAGGGAAUAGGGUGCCAUUCUCUGGUCUAAAGUAGUGCACUAUAUAGGGAAUAGGGUGCCAUUCUCUGGUCUAAAAUAGUGCACUAUAUAGGGAAUAGCGUGCCAUUCUCUGGUCUAAAGUAGUGCACUAUAUAGGGAAUAGGGUGCCAUUCUCUGGUCUAAAGUAGUGCACUAUAUAGGGAAUAGGGUGCCAUUCUCUGGUCUAAAGUAGUGCACUAUAUAGGGAAUAGGGUGCCAUUCUCUGGUCUAAAGUAGUGCACUAUAUAGGGAAUAGGGGGCCAUGCUCUGGUCUAAAGUAGUGCACUAUAUAGGGAAUAGGGUGCCAUUCUCUGGUCUAACGUAAUGCACUAUAUAGGGAAUAGGGUGUCAUUCUCUGGUCUAAAGUAGUGCACUAUAUAGGGAAUAGGGGGCCAUUUGAGACGCAACCGUAAAGAAUGAGGACAUUUUUCAGAGCAUACACAAGAUAACUUAGGGUUGCAAAAUUCCUGUAACGUCCAAGGUUUUUCCAGAAACCCCGGUUGGAGGAUUCUCGGAUUUCCUGCUUAUUCCCUUUCUGAUGGAACAUUCCAACUGGGAAAACCUAUGCAUCAUUUUUCAACCUUAUCCAAAGCAUUCAAUAUUCAGUUUAAAAUCUGAAGAGAAAUAAUUCAAAGAGAUUUAGUUUAUCCUGUAGAUGAAAGAUUAUUGAAAGAUAUGAUUUGAACCAAGAUAUGAAAGGUAUGAUUUGCCUAGACACACAGAUGAAUGAGAAUAUAAUAUUUCCUUCACCUUAUUGGGCUUGAACCUGAGUUGUAGUCCACUUGCAGUAUAGACGUCGGUUCCAUCCAGGCUUUUAUACAGGUACUGGCCCCUCACCAGGUAACGUUGACACACAGACUCGUCUGAAACACCCUGAGGGGGUUGGACAACAGGACAGGAGUCGGUAACCUGGGCUGCAUCUCUAAUGGUCCCCUAGUACUAAGGUUGCAACAUUCCGAUAACUUUCCCCAAAAUUCCCUGGUUUUCCCAAAAUCCUGGUUGGAGGAUUGACGGAUUUUCCUGGGUAUUCUCUUAUACAUCCAGAAAUCUUGCAACCAGGAUUUCUGGAAAGCCGUUGAAUUUUUGGCAAAGUUACCAGAAUUAUGCAACCCUACCCAGUACACAUGUAAUUUUCGCUAACAAUUUAGCAGAAGAGAGCGUAAGCUUGGGAUGCAACUCUGGUCCCCGAUCAGAUCUGAAAGUGGUCCUCUGUAGCUCAAUUGGUAGAGCAUGGCUCUUGUAACGCCAGGGUAGUGGGUUCGAUCCCCGCGACCACCCAUAUGUAAAAAUGUAUGCAAGCGUGACUGUAAGUCGCUUUGGAUAAAAGCGUCUGCUAAAUGGCAUAUUAAAGUGCUUUAGCUGACUGGUUGCCAUGACGUAGACUAAAGCAGUGAUGCUGUUGUAACUCUGAACCAGCUCAUUGACCUAUUAAAGGGCUUGAUGAUCAGGUGAUCAGGUGUGCUAGCUCUGGAAUAGUUAAAUACAUGGAACGGCUGUGGGUCCCGAGGAGAGGUUUGACUAAAGCACAGACAGAUCUGGGAUCAGUUAGUAUGAUUGGCAACUCCUGGGUUAGGUUAUAAGGGUUAGGUUGUUAGGGUUACGUUAUUAGGGUUAGGGUUGUUACGGUAACUUACUGCUAGAGGCACUUUGAGUAGAGGGAUGAAAGCGGUGAAAGGUCCCCGUUGGCUCAUGGUCAGCAUACAGCCUCUCACUGAAUAUAAAGAAAACAGACAUUAGUAACCUGCCCUUUUAACAACAACAACAACAACACACACAGGGAGGUUGGGUACCAAAUAGCAUGAUGGCUCCAGAGAGCUUCCCCUUGUGGGUCCCCUCCCUGUCCAACUCCACUAGCCGCUCUAUCAGGUUGCCAUAACAACGGUAGCCAUCGCCGAUCUGUUGGGCGUCACACAGGCACCUGACCGAGGAGAGAGAGAGAUAGAGAGCAUUCAAUUCAGAGUUAAAAUAUUGGGGGGGGGGGGUUCAGUCCUCUCUAGAGUGCUGGGUGUGACAGGGUUUUGUCCAGACCUACCUACCACUGUUCUACUAAUCAGCUAAUAUCAGAUCCUGAUAUUGAAUCAGUGUGUUAGAGCAGCGCCAAAACCCGCAGCCUACCCAGCCCUCCAGGAGUCAGGUUUAAUUCGGGUACCUCCCAGUCCCCGUCCAGAAACCCUGUUGGAGGAUUCCCAGAUUUCCCUAUCCCUUUUGAUUCCAGGAUUGGAGGAAAGAGAGAAUAGACUUCAUAGAGUUAACAUGUUGUGGGGGGGUUUUUUUCCUAGCUUCCUAGGCAGCUGCUGUUGCAUCUGCAUUUGCGAUUCUUUACACCGGGGUUUCUAUAGGACUAUCGUGACCUUGAUUAGUUAAAAAAGGUGCUUUAGAGAGUGGCAUAUCUGAAAUAUUGAUCCUCGGAGGUUAGUUUAAAUCGUAACGUUCCCCAGGUCCCGUUUCACAGAACGGGCGGUUGGGGAGUGUGUCAUUCACAUCCUUCAUUCCAGGAUUUGGAGGAAGGGGUUAGACCCAUUCAUCUUUGAGACUGACAGAUUGAAGGAUUUAUCAGGCUUUACCACUGUGUUCACCUGCCAUUCCCCGUUAGGUUACACACGGUUUCUAUGCCUAUUCCCUCUGAUGAAACAAAAGGGCUUUACAAUACAUGUAUUAACAUGCGCUCACUAUAUCACAGAGUUUACAUUAACGUACCCCCUGAAUCAGUCCACCGAUUUACCAAGCGGCCCCUGAGCGUACAAGAGUUUACACAACACCAGCUUCGCAACACGAAGGGGUAAGCCUCACCAACCACUCCACUCGACCAUUACACCAGAACCAACAUACCACCAACAUACACACAGGUAACCAACCCAUCCCCUCAACCAUAACACAGAGUUACACCUACCAUCCCCCUCAACCAUACACCAGAGAAAACAACCUCACCAUCUCCCUACGACCAUACACAAGAUUACACCACCAUCCCCUCGACCAUACACACAGAGUUACACCUAACCAUCCCCCUCAACCAUACACACAGAGUUACACCUAACCACCCCCUCAACCAUAAACACAGAGUUACACCUAACCAUCCCCCUCAACCAUACACAAGAGAAACACCUAACCAUCCCCCUCAACCAAUACACCAGUACCCUAACAUCUCCCAUCAAUCAACACACAGAGUUACACUGGAGAUACACCUAACCAUCCCCCUCAACCAUACACACAGAGUUACACCUAACCAUCCCCCUCAACCAUACACACAGAGUUACACCUAACCAUCCCCCUCAACCAUACACACAGAGUUACACCUAACCAUCCCCCUCGACCAUACAUUUACAUUUUAGUCAUUUAGCAGACGCUCUUAUCCAGAGCGACUUACAGUUAGUGAAUACAUAUUUUUUUAUACUGGCCCCCCGUGGGAAUUGAACCCACAACCCUGGCGUUGCAAACGCCAUGCUCUAUCAACUGAGCUACAUCCCUGCCGGCCAUUCCCUCCCCUACCCUGGACGACGCUGGGCCAAUUGUGCGCCACCCAUGAGUCUCCCGGUCGCGGCCGGCUGCGACAGAGCCUGGAUUCGAACCAGGAUCUCUAGUGGCACAGUUAGCACUGCGAUGCAGUGCCUUAGACCACUGCGCCACAACCAUACACACAGUUACACCUAACCAUCCCCCUCAACCAUACACACAGAGUUACACCUAACCAUCCCCCUCGACCAUACACACAGAGUUACACCUAACCAUCCCCCUCAACCAUACACACAGAGUUACACCUAACCAUCCCCCUCAACCAUACACACAGAGUUACACCUAACCAUCCCCCUCAACCAUACACACAGAGUUACACCUAACCAUCCCCCUCGACCAUACACACAGAGUUACACUGGAGUUACACCUAACCAUCCCCCUCAACCAUACACACAGAGUUACACCUAACCAUCCCCCUCGACCAUACACACAGAGUUACACCUAACCAUCCCCCUCAACCAUACACACAGUUACACCUAACCAUCCCCCUCGACCAUACACACAGAGUUACACCUAACCAUCCCCCUCAACCAUACACACAGAGUUACACCUAACCAUCCCCCUCGACCAUACACACAGAGUUACACCUAACCAUCCCCCUCAACCAUACACACAGAGUUACACCUAACCAUCCCCCUCAACCAUACACACAGAGUUACACCUAACCAUCCCCCUCAACCAUACACACAGAGUUACACUGGUUGUUAAUGUUAAAGGCCCAGUGCAGUCUAAAACGUGACUUUCCUGUGUAUCAUAUAUCCAGUAUCUCACAAAAGUGAGUACACCCCUCACAUUUUUGUAAAUAUUUGAGUAUAUCUUUUCAUGUGACAACACUGAAGAAAUGACACUUUGCUACAUUGUAGAGUAGUGAGUGUACAGCUUGUAUAACAGUGUACAUUUGCUGUCCCCUCAAAAUAACUCAACACACAGCCAUUAAUGUCUAAACCGCUUGCAACAAAAGUGAGUACACCCCUAAGUGAAAAUGUCCAAAUUGGGCCCAAUUAGCCAUUUUCCCUCCCCGGUGUGACUCGUUAGUGUUACAAGGUCUCAGGUGUGAACGGGGAGCAGGUGUGUUAAAUUUGGUGUCAUCGCUCUCACACUCCCUCAUACUGGUCACGCACCUCAUGGCAAAGAACUCUCUGAGGAUCUGAAAAAAAAAGAAUUGUUGCUCUACAUAAAGAUGGCCUGGGCUAUAAGAAGUUUGCCAAGACCCUGAAACUGAGCUGCAGCACGGUGGCCAAGACCAUACAGCGGUUUAACAGGACAGGUUCCACUCAGAACAGGCCUCGCCAUGGUCGACCAAAGAAGUUGAGUGCACGUGCUCAGCGUCAUAUCCAGAGGUUGUCUUUGGGAAAUAGACGUAUGAGUGCUGCCAGCAUUGCUGCAGCGGUUGAAGGGGUCGGGGGUCAGCCUGUCAGUGCUCAGACCAUACACUGCACCAAAUUGGUCUGCAUGGCUGUCGUCCCAGAAGGAAGCCUCUUCUAAAGAUGAUGCACAAGAAAGCCCGCAAACAGUUUGCUGAAGACAAGCAGACUAAGGACAUGGAUUACUGGAACCAUGUCCUGUGGUCUGAUGAGACCAAGAUAAACUUAUUUGGUUCAGAUGGUGUCAAGCGUGUGUGGCGGCAACCAGGUGAGGAGUACAAAGACAAGUGUGUCUUGCCUACAGUCAAGCAUGGUGGUGGGAGUGUCAUAGUCUGGGGCUGCAUGAGUGCUGCCGGCACUGGGGAGCUACAGUUCAUUGAGGGAACCAUUAAUGCAACAUGUACUGUGACAUACUGAAGCAGAGCAUGAUCCCCUCCCUUCGGAGACUGGGCCGCAGGGCACUAUUCCAACAUGAUAACGACCCCAAACACACCUCCAAGACGACCACUGCCUUGCUAAAGAAGCUGAGGGUAAAGGUGAUGGACUGGCCAAGCAUGUCUCCAGACCUAAACCCUAUUGAGCAUCUGUGGGGCAUCCUCAAACGGAAGGUGGAGGAGUGCAAGGUCUCUAACAUCCACCAGCUCUGUGAUAUCAUCAUGGAGGAGUGGAAGAGGACUCCAGUGGCAACCUGUGAAGCUCUGGUGAACUCCAUGCCCAAGAGGGUUAAGGCAGUGCUGGAAAAUGAUGGUGGCCACACAAAAUAUUGACACUUUGGGCCCAAUUUGGACAUUUUCACUUAGGGGUGUACUCACUUUUGUUGCCAGCGGUUUAUAUAUUAAUGGCUGUGUGUUGAGUUAUUUUGAGGGGACAGCAAAUGUACACUGUUAUACAAGCUGUACACUCACUACUUUACAUUGUAGCAAAGUGUCAUUUCUUCAGUGUUGUCACAUGAAAAGAUAUACUCAAAUAUUUACAAAAAUGUGAGGGGUGUACUCACUUUUGUGAGAUACUGUAUUUCCACGCUAUGAGGUUGGAAUAAUACUGUGAAAUUGUGAAAAUUACAGUAUAAAGCCCUUUUAGUGUCAGAGCUGAUUGAAAAGACGGCCUGAAACCUCUCUGCCAAUAACAGCUAGUUUUCCAUUAACAGACCAACCCUGCUGGUAUAGACACAGACUAACCCUGCUGGUAUAGACACAGACUCACCCUGCUGGUAUAGACACAGACUACCCCUGCUGGUAUAGACACAGACUAACCCUGCUGGUAUAGACACAGACUAACCCUGCUGGUAUAGACACAGACUCACCCUGCUGGUAUAGACACAGACUAACCCUGCUGGUAUAGACACAGACUAACCCUGCUGGUAUAGACACAGACUAACCCUGCUGGUAUAGACACAGACUAACCCUGCUGGUAUAGACACAGACUAACCCUGCUGGUAGAGACACAGACUAACCCUGCUGGUAUAGACACAGACUAACCCUGCUGGUAUAGACACAGACUCACCCUGCUGGUAUAGACACAGACUAACCCUGCUGGUAUAGACACAGACUAACCCUGCUGGUAUAGACACAGACUAACCCUGCUGGUAUAGACACAGACUCACCCUGCUGGUAUAGACACAGACUCACCCUGCUGGUAUAGACACAGACUCACCCUGCUGGUAUAGACACAGACUCACCCUGCUGGUAUAGACACAGACUCACCCUGCUGGUAUAGACACAGACCAACCCUGCUGGUAUAGACACAGACUAACCCUGCUGGUAGAGACACAGACUAACCCUGCUGGUAUAGACACAGACUCACCCUGCUGGUAUAGACACAGACUAACCCUGCUGGUAUAGACACAGACUAACCCUGCUGGUAUAGACACAGACCAACCCUGCUGGUAUAGACACAGACUAACCCUGUUGGUAUAGACACAGACCAACCCUGCUGGUAGAGACACAGACCAACCCUGCUGGUAUAGACACAGACCAACCCUGCUGGUAUAGACACAGACCAACCCUGCUGGUAGAGACACAGACUAACCCUGCUGGUAUAGAGACAGACGAACCCUGCUGGUAUAGACACAGACUAACCCUGCUGGUAGAGACACAGACUAACCCUGCUGGUAUAGACACAGACUCACCCUGCUGGUAUAGACACAGACUAACCCUGCUGGUAUAGACACAGACUAACCCUGCUGGUAUAGACACAGACUAACCCUGCUGGUAUAGACACAGACUAACCCUGCUGGUAGAGACACAGACUCACCCUGCUGGUAUAGACACAGACUAACCCUGCUGGUAUAGACACAGACCAACCCUGCUGGUAGAGACACAGACUCACCCUGCUGGUAUAGACACAGACUAACCCUGCUGGUAUAGACACAGACAAACCCUGCUGGUAGAGACACAGACUCACCCUGCUGGUAGAGACACAGACUCACCCUGCUGGUAGAGACACAGACUCACCCUGCUGGUAGAGACACAGACUAACCCUGCUGGUAUAGACACAGACUCACCCUGCUGGUAUAGACACAGACUAACCUGCUGGUAUAGACACAGACUAACCCUGCUGGUAUAGACACAGACUAACCCUGCUGGUAUAGACAUAGACUAACCCUGCUGGUAUAGACACAGACUAACCCUGCUGGUAUAGACACAGACUCACCCUGCUGGUAGAGACACAGACUAACCCUGCUGGUAGAGACACAGACUAACCCUGCUGGUAGAGACACAGACUAACCCUGCUGGUAUAGACACAGACUCACCCUGCUGGUAUAGACACAGACUAACCUGCUGGUAUAGACACAGACUCACCCUGCUGGUAUAGACACAGACUAACCCUGCUGGUAUAGACACAGACUCACCCUGCUGGUAUAGACACAGACUAACCCUGCUGGUAUAGACACAGACUAACCCUGCUGGUAUAGACACAGACUAACCCUGCUGGUAUAGACACAGACUCACCCUGCUGGUAUAGACACAGACUCACCCUGCUGGUAUAGACACAGACUCACCCUGCUGGUAUAGACACAGACUCACCCUGCUGGUAUAGACACAGGACUCAAACCCUGCUGGUAUAGACACAGACCAACCCUGCUGUAUAGACACAGACUAACCCUGCUGGUAGAGACACAGACUAACCCUGCUGGUUAUAGACACAGAUCACCCUGCUGGUAUAGACACGAACUAACCCUGCUGGUAUAGACACAGACUAGCCCUGCUGGUAUAGACACAGACACCCUGCUGGUAUAGACACAGACCAACCCUGCUGGUAUAGACACAGACCAACCCUGCUGGUAUAGACACCAGACCAACCCUGCUGGUAGAGACAACAGACUACCUGCUGGUAUAGACAUAGACUAACCUUGCUGGUAUAGACCACAGACUAACCCUGCUGGUAGAGACACAGACUCACCCUGCUGGUAUAGACACAGAACCCUAACCCUGCUGGUAUAGACACAGACCAACCCUGCUGGUAGAGACACAGACUCCCAGACUCACCCUGCUGGUAUAGACACAGACUCAACCCUGCUGGUAGAGACACAGACUCAACCCUGCUGGUAGAGACACAGACUCACCCUGCUGGUAGAGACACAGACUAACCCUGCUGGUAGAGACACAGACUCACCCUGCUGGUAGAGACACAGACUAACCCUGCUGGUAUAGACACAGACUCACCCUGCUGGUAUAGACACAGACUAACCCUGCUGGUAUAGACACAGACUAACCCUGCUGGUAUAGACACAGACUAACCCUGCUGGUAUAGACACAGACUAACCCUGCUGGUAUAGACACAGACUAACCCUGCUGGUAUAGACACAGACUCACCCUGCUGGUAGAGACACAGACUCACCCUGCUGGUAGAGACACAGACUAACCCUGCUGGUAGAGACACAGACUAACCCUGCUGGUAGAGACACAGACUAACCCUGCUGGUAGAGACACAGACUCACCCUGCUGGUAGAGACACAGACUCAACCCUGCUGGUAGAGACACAGACUAACCCUGCUGGUAUAGACACAGACUAACCCUGCUGGUAUAGACACAGACUAACCUGCUGGUAUAGACACAGACUAACCCUGCUGGUAUAGACACAGACUAACCCUGCUGGUAUAGACACAGACUAACCCUGCUGGUAUAGACACAGACUACACCCUGCUGGUAUAGACACAGACUCACCCUGCUGGUAGAGACACAGACUAACCCUGCUGGUAGAGACACAGACUAACCCUGCUGGUAGAGACACAGACUAACCCUGCUGGUAUAGACACAGACUAACCCUGCUGGUAAGACACAGACUAACCCUGCUGGUAAGACACAGACUCACCCUGCUGGUAGAGACACAGACUAACCCUGCUGGUAUAGACACAGACUACCCUGCUGGUAAGACACAGACUAACCCUGCUGGUAUAGACACAGACUAACCCUGCUGGUAUAGACACAGACUAACCCUGCUGGUAUAGACACAGACUACACCCUGUGGUAUAGACACAGACUAACCCUGCUGGUAUAGACACAGACUAACCCUGCUGGUAUAGACACAGACUAACCCUGCUGGUAUAGACACAGACUAACCCUGCUGGUAUAGACACAGACUAACCCUGCUGGUAUAGACACAGACUAACCCUGCUGGUAUAGACACAGACUAACCCUGCUGGUAUAGACACAGACAACCCUGCUGGUAAGACACAGACUAACCCUGCUGGUAUAGACACAGACUAACCCUGCUGGUGUAGAGACACAGACUAACCCUGCUGGUAUAGACACAGACUAACCCUGCUGGUAUAGACACAGACUAACCCUGCUGGUAUAGACACAGACUAACCCUGCUGGUAUAGACACAGAACCUAACACCUCCGCUGGUAUAGACACAGACUAACCCUGCUGGUAUAAGACACAGAUACAACCCUGCUGGUAUAGACACAGACAACCCUGCUGGUAUAGACACAGACUAACCCUGCUGGUAUAGACACAGACUAACCCUGCUGGUAUAGACACAGACUAACCCUGCUGGUAUAGACACAGACUAACCCUGCUGGUAUAGACACAGACUAACCCUGCUGGUAUAGACACAGACUACCCUGCUGGUAUAGACACAGACUAACCUGCUGGUAUAGACACAGACUAACCCUGCUGGUAUAGACACAGACUAACCCUGCUGGUAUAGACACAGACUAACCCUGCUGGUAUAGACACAGACUAACCCUGCUGGUAUAGACACAGACUAACCCUGCUGGGAUAGACACAGACUAACCCUGCUGGUAUAAGAACACAGACUAACCCUGCUGGUAUAACAAGAAACAACUACCCUCGGUAAGACACAGACUACCCUGCUGGUAUAGACACAGACUAACCCUGCUGGUAUAGACACAGACUCACCCUGCUGGUAUAGACACAGACUAACCUGCUGGAUAGACCAGCAACCCUGCUGGUAUAGACACAGACUAACCCUGCUGGUAUAGACACAGACUAACCCUGCUGGUAUAGACACAGACUACCCUGCUGGUGUAGACACAGACUAACCCUGCUGGUAUAGACACAGACUAACCCUGCUGGUAUAGACACAGACUACCCCUGCUGGUAUAGACACAGACUAACCCUGCUGGUAUAGACACAGACUAACCCUGCUGGUAUAGACACAGACUCACCCUGCUGGUAUAGACACAGACUAACCCUGCUGGUAUAGACACAGACUCACCCUGCUGGUAUAGACACAGACUAACCCUGCUGGUAUAGACACAGACUACCCUGCUGGUAUAGACACAGACUAACCCUGCUGGUAGAGACACAGACUAACCCUGCUGGUAUAGACACAGACUAACCCUGCUGGUAGAGACACAGACUAACCCUGCUGGUAUAGACACAGACUAACCCUGCUGGUAUAGACACAGACUAACCCCUGCUGGUAUAGACACAGACUAACCCUGCUGGUAUAGACCACAGACUCACCCUGCUGGUAUAGACACAGACUAACCCUGCUGGUAGAGACACAGACUAACCCCUGCUGGUAUAGACCAGACUAACCCUGCUUGGAUAUAGACACAGGACUACCCUGCUGGUAGAGACACAGAGACUAACCCUGCUGUUAGAACACUAACCCUGCUGGUAUAGACACAGACUCACCCUGCUGGUAUAGACACAGACUAACCUGCUGGUAUAGACACAGACUCACCCUGCUGGUAGUAGACACAGACUAACCCUGCUGGUAUAGACACAGACUAACCCUGCUGGUAUAGACACAGACUAACCCUGCUGGUAGGGCCAGACUACCUGCGGUAAGACACGACUAACCCUGCUGGUAUAGACACAGACUAACCCUGCUGGUAUAGACACAGACUAACCCUGCUGGUAUAGACACAGACUAACCCUGCUGGUAUAGACACAGACUCACCCUGCUGGUAUAGACACAGACUAACCCUGCUGGUAUAGACACAGACUAACCCUGCUGGUAGAGACACAGACUAACCCUGCUGGUAGAGACACAGACUAACCCUGCUGGUAGAGACACAGACUAACCCUGCUGGUAUAGACACAGACUAACCCUGCUGGUAGAGACACAGACUAACCCUGCUGGUUAGAAGACUCACCCUGCUGUAUAGACACAGACUAACCCUGCUGGUAGAGACACAUGACUCAACACCUGCUGGUAUAGACACAGACUACACCCUGCUGGUAUAGACACAGACUACCCUGCUGGUAUAGACACAGACUAACCCUGCUGGUAGAGACACAGACUACCCUGCUGGUAGAGACACAGACUAACCCUGCUGGAUAGACAGACAAUACCCUGCUGGUAUAGCGGACCGACUCACCCUGCUGGUAUAGACACAGACUACCCUGCUGGUAUAGACAAGACUAACCCUGCUGGUAUAGACAACAGACUAACCCUGCUGGUAUAGAACACAGACUAACCCUGCUGGUAUAGACACAGACUACCCUGCUGGUAUAGACAACAGACUAACCUGCUGGUAGAGACACAGACUCACCUGCUGGUAUAGACACAGACUCACCCUGCUGGUAGAGACACAGACUAACCCUGCUGGUAUAGACACUACUAACCCUGCGGUAUAGACACAGACUACACCUGCUGGUAUAGACACAGGACUAACCCUGCUGGGUAUAGACACAGACUAACCCUGCUGGUAUAGACACAGACUAACCCUGCUGGUAUAGACACAGACUACCCUGCUGGUAUAGACACAGACUAACCUGCUGGUAUAGACACAGACUAACCCUGCUGGUAUAGACACAGACUAACCCUGCUGGUAUAGACACAGACUAACCCUGCUGGUAUAGACACAGACUAACCCUGCAGGUAUAGACACAGACUAACCCUGCUGGUAUAGACACAGACUAACCCUGCUGGUAUAGACACAGACUAACCCUGCUGGUAUAGACACAGACUAACCUGCUGGUAUAGACACAGACUAACCCUGCUGGUAUAGACACAGACUAACCCUGCUGGUAUAGACACAGACUACAACCCCUGCUGGUAUAGACACAGACUAACCUGCUGGUAUAGACACAGACUAACCCUGCUGGUAUAGACACAGACUAACCCUGCUGGUAUAGACACAGACUAACCCUGCUGGUAUAGACACAGACUAACCUGCUGGUAUAGACACAGACUAACCCUGCUGGUAUAGACACAGACUAACCCCGAUGGUAUAGACACAGACUAACCCCGCUGGUAUAGACACAGACUAACCCUGCUGGUAUAGACACAGACUCACCCUGCCAGGGCUGGUAUAGACAGACUCACCCUGCCAGGUAGGGUAUAGACACAGACUAACCCUGACAGGGCUGGUAUAGACACAGACUCACCGUGCCAGGGCUGGUAUAGACAGACUCACCUGCCAGGGCUGGUAUAGACACAGACUCACCCUGCCAGGGCUGGUAUAGACACAGACUCACCCUGCCAGGGCUGGUAUAGACACAGGACUAACCCUGCUGGUAUAGACACAGACUCAACCUGCCAGGGCUGGUAUAGACACAGACUCACCCUGCCAGGGCUGGUAUAGACACAGACUCACCCUGCCAGGCUGGUUAUAGACACAGACUCACCUGCCAGGGCUGGUAUAGACACAGACUAACCCUGCUGGUAUAGACACAGACUCACCCUGCCAGGGCUAGUAUAGACACAGACUCACCCUGCCAGGGCUGGUAUAGACACAGACUCACCCUGCCAGGGCUGGUGUAGACACAGACUCACCCUGCCAGGGCUGGUAUAGACAGACUCACCCUGCCAGGGCUGGUAUAGACACAGACUCACCCUGCCAGGGCUGGUAUAGACACAGACUCACCCUGCCAGGGCUGGUAUAGACACAGACUCACCCUGCCAGGGCUGGUAUAGACACAGACUCACCCUGCCAGGGCUGGUAUAGACACAGACUCACCCUGCCAGGGCUGGUAUAGACACAGACUCACCCUGCCAGGGCUGGUAUAGACACAGACUAACCCUGCUGGUAUAGACACAGACUAACCCUGCUGGUAUAGACACAGACUCACCCUGCCAGGGCUGGUAUAGACACAGACUCACCCUGCCAGGGCUGGUAUAGACACAGACUCACCCUGCCAGGGCUGGUAUAGACACAGACUAACCCUGCUGGUAUAGACACAGACUAACCCUGCUGGUAUAGACACAGACUCACCCUGCCAGGGCUGGUAUAGACACAGACUAACUCUGCUGGUAUAGACACAGACUCACCCUGCCAGGGCUGGUGUAGACACAGACGGUGGAGUUGCGAGGACAUCCUCCGUUGUCCUUGUCACAUGGGUUGAUAGGAACACAUACCCGGCCAUUCCCUUG